This is a messenger RNA of Ogataea angusta, 1152 nucleotides long. RefSeq lists its product as uncharacterized. The record is from RefSeq and is a predicted model, not a curated record. The transcript has a single exon. NCBI's taxonomy places the organism in Eukaryota, Fungi, Ascomycota, Pichiomycetes, Pichiales, Pichiaceae. Bases 1 to 1152 code for a protein of 383 amino acids. Gene Ontology annotation, molecular function: RNA binding.
AUGCCUCCUAAGAACAAAGUUAAGAUGGACCUGGGCUCGUUCCUGGCGGACGAGAGCUUUGGCGGCUCGUGGGCGGACGAGGAGUUCGACAUGAACACGCUGGAGGUGCCCGUCAGCGGCAAGCCGUCGGGAAGCAGGGGCGGAGGAAGCGACAGGGACUACGAGAGAGCCGAGUAUCCGAUCCCGGACCGCGCGCCAUACACCGCCAGAGUGAGCAACCUGCCGAGAGACGCGCAGGAGGACGAGAUCCAGGCGUUUUUCGCCGACAACUUGCGCAUUGAGGACCCGUUUGACGAGAUUGUCGAUUUCUACGCUCCAAAGGACCAGCACACGGGGGCGCUCAGAGGAUUUGCGUUCAUUACGUUCAAGAACAGGAGGACUUUGGAAGAGGCAUUAAAGCUAUCGGGACAGAACCUGGGCGGCCGUGUUGCGUACGUCAGCGUGGCUGCUCCCACAAAGGAGCCGUUUGGGGGCCGUGGAGGCCGCCAGUUGCGUGGAGACGUCGACUGGGGCACGAUGCGGGACGGCCCACGCAGCGAGCAGCGCGAGCAGCGCGGCGGAGACUUCAGAGGCGACAGGAUGCGCGAGCGGGCGCCGGAGCCGGACUGGGGGGCCGUCAGAAACACGCCUGUGGUGCGUGAGGGCAGAAGAGAACGGCUGCCGUCUCGCAGAGAGCCGGCACCGGAGCCGGACUGGACCGCCGUUAGAGAGGGCGCUGCUGUUCCCGAGCCUCGGCGCGAGCGGCUGGGACCUCGCAGAGAGCCACGGGCCCGUGGGCCGGAGCCAGAUUGGGGCGCCAUCAGGAGCGGCGAGCCCGUGCGCGUGGAGCGUGCGGAGCGGGCGCCUAGAAGAGAGCGUGGGCCGGAGCCGGACUGGGGUGUUGCCAGAGACAGCGUGGCGGAGGGCAUUCGCAAGAGGAGCGAGGGCGUUCUGCGCAGCAAGCCAAAGAAGCCGGAGCCGGACGUGGACUGGGAGAACCUGCGUGGGUCUGCGCUGAACAAGGAGCGCAAGCCGCGCGAGUCGAAGGAGCCAGACACCAAGCAGAAGGCCAAGACAGACGGUCCGAAACAGUCGUCGUUCAACGUGCUGCCAGUGGAAGAUGACGAGGACGAGCUGGUGGCCGGAGCUGAAAAAUUGUCGGUGAAUGAGUGA